UAGGGCAAAUACGCUGAAAUCCCUAGAAGGGCGGUGAUCUUCUUCAUCCGGACUCAUCGGAAACCGACUUGACCGGAGCAGCUACGCUUUUCAUCUUCUACUGCCGCCGUUGUCAGUUUGCAGGUGACAAAGAAAGAGCAAACACACUUGCUUCAAUUGAAUGGCGUCUGUAUCUUCUUCCUUGGACUAUCUUAACCUAUUUCUCAUUCGCCCCAUGACUGCCAUCUCAUUUGUUCUUUCACUAAUCCUUCUGGGUUGGUAUUUGGCUUGGAAACUUGUACUGGUUCAUGUCCCUCUAGUUCAAGAGAUUUUUGGGUUGCGGAAGAAACCUAUAAAGCCAAGACCUUUAAAGACUGGACGAUUCUCUGAUAUUUACAACCGCAUGGACGCAGCCCUAGAUUCCACUUCCUCUCACGGGUAAGUAAUUAAAUCACCUUCAUUCUCACCA
Molecule: messenger RNA, 448 nt
Organism: Impatiens glandulifera
Lineage: Eukaryota; Viridiplantae; Streptophyta; Magnoliopsida; Ericales; Balsaminaceae
Exons: 2
Coding region: 161-421 (86 amino acids)
Source: RefSeq, a predicted model, not a curated record